UUUUGUUGUAGUCUGUACCAGUGAUCUGAGCAGGACGAUCAGAGGGGAGCAGUGCAGCAGCAGCAGCAGCAGCAGUGGCGGCAGCAGCGGCGGCGGCGGCAUCAGACACGGGCGGGAGGCUGGGACUGUAGGAUGUUGCGUCUGAGCUGCCGAUUAGGCUGAUCAGAGCCGGAGCAACGAUGCAGUGACAGUCUACAGGAAGACACGGGCACACACUCACACACAUACACACACACACACUCACACACAUAGAGUGAGAAGGAGGGAGGGAGAGUAAACAGACGAAUGCGCACGAGAAAUGAUCCGCUCCUAGACUAUGGCACCGUCGGGCUCGCGUAGUAUCAAGAAGGGCUGUCAGAGAGUUUUGUACUGGAUCCCGGUCCUCUUCAUCGCCCUCAUAGUGGCGUGGUCAUACUACGCCUAUGUGCUCCAGCUUUGCAUAGAGUCUAUUGAAGACACGGGAGAAAAGGUUAUAUACUUGCUGGUGUACCAUGUCAUCUUCAUCAUGUUUGUGUGGGCGUACUGGCAAACCAUCUUCACCAAGCCCAUGAACCCCCUGAAGGAGUUUCACCUGUCCUACUCUGACAAAGAGCUGCUGGAGCGUGAAGAUCGGGGAGAGUCUCAGCAGGAGAUCCUGAGGAGGAUAGCCAAGGAUCUGCCCAUCUACACCCGCACCAACUCUGGAGCAAUCCGUUUCUGUGACCGCUGCCAGCUGCUGAAGCCUGAUCGAUGUCACCAUUGUUCAGUCUGUGAUAAAUGCAUCCUGAAGAUGGAUCACCACUGCCCGUGGGUGAACAACUGUGUGGGAUUCUCCAACUACAAGUUUUUCAUGCUGUUCUUGUUGUAUUCGCUACUCUACUGCCUUUUUAUAACUGCGACAGAUCUUCAGUACUUCAUCAAGUUUUGGCUGAACGGCCUCCCAGACACUCAGGCCAAGUUCCACAUCCUGUUCCUCUUCUUCUCGGCCUCCAUGUUCUCCGUCAGCCUGGCUUCACUUUUCAUCUAUCACUGCUGGCUCGUCUGCAAGAACAGAUCCACUCUCGAGGCUGUGCGCGCUCCAGUGUUUCGCCACGGCACCGAUAAGAACGGCUUCAGUCUGGGCUUCAGUAAGAACUUCCGCCAGGUCUUUGGUGAUGAAGUUAAAUACUGGCCUGUUCCUGUUUUCUCUGGUUUAGGUGACGGGUGCUCGUUCCCAACCUGUCUGGUGAAUCUGGACCCGGAGCAGCCUUCAUCACCCACUGGCUCCAACCCUGCCAACAAGGGUGCAGCAGAAGGCCGCCAGUUCCCCUCCAAGCCGCUGAGGGAGUCUCAGAGCCGACUGCUCACCAGCACCCCCUCCUGGUCAGAGAGUGACAGUGCAACAGACAAAGACAGGAAGGGUGCCAGUAACCCAGGGAUGACCAUAGAGAAUGAAGCGUAACCAGAGUCACAGAUGGAGGUGACACCUUCAAGAAAAAGUCUAUGCCACCCCCUCCUAAGUGUUUGUGCCUAUCAGAAUGUGACGUGGUGACAUCAUCAAUAUUUGUUGUUUUCCGUACUGCACCCUGCUUCUGAGAGGUUUACAUGACUGAGAUCAGACUUAUAUAGGCCUAAUUAUCAUCCAUCAGUAUUACUCUUAUUGCAAUCAGCAACAACUCCUGCUGCUAUCUGAAAGUUUUUGGGCUUCAGAACAAAUUGCAUUCCAACAAUCAUGUUUUGUUUGUAUAUGAAUAAGCACAGAGCAGCCAUGGACGAGAUGUUUUGCACUUUGUAUACUAGAAGAACUAUCUGAGCUGCUUUUGUAUGUCCCAGUUCAUGUCACGGAGACAGAAUUAUCUACAUGUUUAUUUGUUAUUUCCGUAGCUUAGCGCAGAGGUAAAUGCUGUUUUGAGUUUGCCAAAUGUUUGCACAUGAAGUAUAGAGUAGUAGUGGUGUUGAUGUGAUGUAACUGAUAUUCCUUUGGCCAUUUUUUUUCCCAGUGAAGUAUUUUGUUUUGGAGGGGGGAGGGGGGGACAGGUGUUCCACCCACCAUGUUGAGUGUCGUGGAAGUUGAAUCGAUGCAUGCUCUCAUCUCAGGAUGUCAACACAAACACACCUUGUCGUAGUGAACUGUACCACAGGAUGUUCUCCCCUUUGCUUGGAUUUAUUUACAAAAAAAAAAAAAAAAGUGUAGUCGUUAGUAAUUACAUUUGAAUAAGGGCUCUUCUGACUUGUUAUAGCAUGAGUGAGGACGUUGCUGUCACACUGUAACACCUGAAAGCUGGUGCUGAGACAGCGUGCGUCCCCUCUGCCAAAUAUCUAAUCAGCUGUCUGGUAGCCUAACAGUACACGUCAAACUGCCGGCCAAAAGCUUCCUGACUGUCUCUGGAGGGCCGGCACACCGGCCGCCAGCAAAAGCCUCUGUGUAAUGCUGCAGAUCUGUUCACCAUCACAAAGCAGAUACUGUGGAGUGUUUUUCUAACUCACAACAUGAUGUUGUGGAUGUACUACAGAGCAAAAAAACAAAGAUAAUCAGCUCCAGCUGCUUUGUGCAGUAUCUUUUCACCUUCUGAGGAUUCUGUCUGUUCUUGUCUCUGACUGGAAAUGAUUAAACCAUCACUGAAAAUUUGGUAGAAUGUAUGCUUGUUUAAAAAAAAAGCUUCAUUGUGACAGUCAGUGUCAAUCUAUAUUUUUCUAUUCUUCUGUCUGUAUGACUCAAGAGACAAUAUGGAUGUGUGAGGCAAUGUACUGUACAGUUGUGAU
Epinephelus moara (kelp grouper) is the source of this 2721-nucleotide messenger RNA. RefSeq names its product zinc finger DHHC-type palmitoyltransferase 2 (gene zdhhc2). NCBI's taxonomy places the organism in Eukaryota, Metazoa, Chordata, Actinopteri, Perciformes, Serranidae. The record is from RefSeq and is a predicted model, not a curated record. Gene Ontology annotation, biological process: peptidyl-L-cysteine S-palmitoylation; protein targeting to membrane. Bases 317 to 1420 code for a protein of 367 amino acids. Gene Ontology annotation, cellular component: endoplasmic reticulum; Golgi apparatus. Gene Ontology annotation, molecular function: protein-cysteine S-palmitoyltransferase activity. The transcript is spliced from 13 exons.